Messenger RNA from Cloeon dipterum, 1812 nucleotides. RefSeq names its product vanin-like protein 1. Gene Ontology annotation, molecular function: hydrolase activity, acting on carbon-nitrogen (but not peptide) bonds, in linear amides. Lineage: Eukaryota; Metazoa; Arthropoda; Insecta; Ephemeroptera; Baetidae. The transcript is spliced from 7 exons. Bases 97 to 1569 code for a protein of 490 amino acids. The record is from RefSeq and is a predicted model, not a curated record.
AUCUUUGAAGCGAGAUAAGCCCUAAUCACGUGGCGCGUCUGCCACUUUUAUAAAAAUGUGCUCAAUCGCGUGCAUCUCGACUCGAUUCCAAUUCAAAUGACGCGCCGGCUCUUCCUUUUGUUCCUCGCGGCUGCUUUGUCUGCCUUCGGAGCGGCACAGGCGCAAUCCAGCUAUGUGGCGGCGGUCGUCGAGUUUUACGCCCUCGGCGGCACGUUCCAGCAGAACAUCCAAAAGUACGAAGAGCUCAUCGCCGAGGCUUCGUCGCAGUCGGCCGAGAUCAUCGUGUUCCCCGAGUACGGGCUGACGACGACCGCGGUGGCCGUGUCGCGGCCCUUGAGCAUCGCCGUGGGCCAGGAGGCGCCGGACCUGAACUCGAACCCUUGCCUCGAGCUGCCGCCGAGCAGAGCCAACACCGAGGCGCUGCGACGGCUUUCUUGCGCCGCCCGCAACUCGUCCAUCUACGUGGUGGCCAACCUGAUCGAGAGGCAGUUUUGCGGCGGGCAGCAGACGUGCGCCGCCGACGACUACUUGAUUUACAACACCAACGUGGCGUUCGACACUAAUGGCACUCUCGUCGCCAGAUACCGCAAAUUCAAUUUGUACGGCGAACCGGCGCUCAACACGACCGACGAGGUGGACAUUGCCGUCUUCAACACGACUUUUGGCGCCACAUUCGGCACGUUCACCUGCAUGGAUUUGCUCUUUUUCAACCCCGGCAUGCGGCUGGUGCGCGAGUUCGGCGUCACCGACAUCGCAUUUCCGACCGCCUGGUUCUCCGAGCUGCCCUUUCUGACAGCCGUGCAGGCGCAGUCGGCGUGGGCCAUCGGUCUUGGGGUGAAUUUCCUGGGGUCGGGCUACAACCUGCCCUCGGUGGGCAACAGCGGCAGCGGCGUCUACUCUGCCGAGCAAGGGGUGCUGGCGUCUGUGAUGGCCCAAGAAAACGGCACGAGGCUGCUGGUGGCGCGGGUGCCGAUCAGCCCGGCGCGCAAAUACUCGGCCAAUCGAGAAAGUGGGCAAAUAAGGAGAGGCUCGCCUGCCACGUUCGAUCUGCUGCUGAAGAACGACAAUCUGCGAAACUACACGUCGGCGCCUUUGACGCCCGAGAUCGGCUCAAACCUGACGUUGACACACUGUCAGGCUGAUCUUUGCUGCACGGUUGAUUACCAGCUCGAGUUAGUCGACGCGUCGGGCGCUUUCAAUUACCGGCUCGUCGUAAUAGACGGCAUUGUUACCCACGACGGAGGAAAGUACGUCAAUAGGGAGCAGGUGUGCUCGGUGAUUGCGUGUUCCGGGGCAGAAACGACGAGCUGCUCUGACGACCUGAGUCUGUCGACCUAUUCGGCGAACACGCUGUUCAAAUCGCUGGUCGUUUCCGGCAACUUCAGCACCGAUUUGCUGCAACCAAACACGCUGGUGGUGCCUUCGCUGGAUGUGCUGCGGCCUUCGGACGAUUUCCUCUACGUGCCGAGUUUUCCCACGUCCGCGUCGCGCUUGCGGUUGACGAGGAGCGUCAGCAAUUUGCACGCUUUCGGCAUUUUCAGCCACGACUUCGAGCCGGCCGACGCGUAAAUUACAGCAGUUUUUUUUUCGCCGAUUUAAUACCGACCGAGGCUCGAAAUACCGUCAGCGUCAGAGAGGAGAAACAGACCCGUGAGGGAAACAACGCGCGCGCGGUCUGUCUUGUGUCUUGCGGAUGGAUCUCGCGCGCUGACACUGUUUGAUCUUUCCACCAAAUAUUGAACAUUCCUCAUCUCUGAAAAAUCGCGAUAAAUUUAGAAUGAAAUUUAAUAAAGACACUUGAUGAAAAGCAAA